Messenger RNA from Lindgomyces ingoldianus, 828 nucleotides. Its product is annotated as Hly-III related protein. The annotation marks the transcript as partial. Gene Ontology annotation, molecular function: signaling receptor activity. The record is from RefSeq and is a predicted model, not a curated record. The transcript has 2 exons. Lineage: Eukaryota; Fungi; Ascomycota; Dothideomycetes; Pleosporales; Lindgomycetaceae. Gene Ontology annotation, cellular component: membrane.
CUCCUCGACAUCAACGAACUCCCCAAACCAUGGCACAUCAACCCCUUCGUAGUCCGAGGCUAUACCUUCGCCACCACAAUCCCCAAAUGCAUCCAGAACACCCCCCGUCUCUCAAAUGAAGCUUUCAACAUCUGGUCCUACGUCCUCGGCGUUCUGUCCGUACUUUACCUGGCCUACUACCACUACCCUUCCACCACAGUCUACGCGCAAGCAAGCGCAACCGACAAUCUUAUUAUCGGAAUAUACCUCGCUGCGGCAACUCUUUGCCUGAAUUGUAGCAUCUUCUGGCAUAGCAUGAAAUGUCACUGCUAUCUGCACUUCAUGAUCAGCUGCGUGAGUGUUGAUCUGAUGUGUGCCACGGUUAUGAUCUCUGCUAUGAAUGUUGCCAAGCAAUACACAGCUUUCUACUGUGAACCUUCUCUACAGCGGCUAUAUCUAAGCAUCACUGCUAUCUGCGGUGUGACAAGCUUGGUGUUAGGAUGGUCGCCGAAAUUCAGACACCCUGAGUUGGCUUUUGUAAGGGUUAUCGUGUUUACCUUACUUGGCAUUGUGGGGUUGUUGCCGAUAGUACAUCUCGCGAUGACGAGGGGAAGUGAAUGGGCGUGGCUUUUUUAUAAGCUGGUUUGGCUGGAAGUUGUCGCGCCAAUCUUCUCGGUAGCUUGGACUUAUGCCGGGAAGAUACCCGAGAGGUGGUGGCCAGGGAUGUUUGACUUUUGUGGGCAUAGUCAUAAUGUCUGGCAUAUUGCUGUGCUCACGACAGUUCGGGUUGGGUAUAAGGUUGCACUAGGGCUGUUGAGGAUGGUGUCGGAGGGAGGUUGUGUGGUGUAG